This is a messenger RNA of Trichechus manatus latirostris (Florida manatee), 2281 nucleotides long. RefSeq names its product phosphoglycolate phosphatase (gene PGP). Lineage: Eukaryota; Metazoa; Chordata; Mammalia; Sirenia; Trichechidae. The annotation marks the transcript as partial. The record is from RefSeq and is a predicted model, not a curated record. Gene Ontology annotation, molecular function: sn-glycerol 3-phosphatase activity. The transcript is spliced from 2 exons.
GGGCCCGGCGCCGGCCACGAGGUCUUCGGCUCGGCCUACUGCACGGCGCUCUACCUGCGCCAGCGCCUGGCCGGCUCGCCGUCGCCCAAGGCCUACGUGCUGGGCAGCCCGGCGCUGGCAGCCGAGCUGGAGGCCGUGGGCGUCGCCAGCGUGGGCGUGGGGCCCGAGCCGCUGCAGGGCGACAGCCCCGGUGACUGGCUGGCCGCGCCGCUGGAGCCCGACGUGCGCGCCGUGGUGGUGGGCUUCGACCCGCACUUCAGCUACAUGAAGCUCACCCAGGCCGUGCGCUACCUGCAGCAGCCCGGCUGCCUGCUCGUGGGCACGAACAUGGACAACCGGCUUCCGCUCGAGAACAGCCGCUACAUCGCGGGUACGGGCUGUCUGGUCCGCGCUGUGGAGAUGGCCUCCCAGCGCCAGGCCGACAUCAUAGGUAAGCCCAGCCGCUUCAUCUUCGACUGCGUGUCCCAGGAGUACGGCAUCAACCCGGAGCGCACCGUCAUGGUGGGGGACCGGCUGGACACGGACAUCCUCCUGGGCGUCACCUGUGGCCUGAAGACCAUCCUGACUCUCACUGGGGUCUCCACGCUGGAGGACGUGAGGAAUAACUGGGAAAGUGACUGCGUGUCUAAGAAGAAAAUAGUCCCUGACUUCUAUGUUGACAGCAUAGCCGACCUGUUGCCCGCCCUUCAAGGUUAAAGAUUUCGUUUCUCCAAUCUCUAGAAUAAAAAAAAAAAAAAAUUGAAAAAUCAGUUACCCAGGUUACUAGGUGGGGCUCGGCCUCCGCUCUGCUAGAGGGCUUCCAGGAAUGUGCUGCAGCUUAAGCAGUGGUAUUAGCUGUUAACCCUGUAAGGGGACAUCUGCAGGUGACUUUGUUUACAGACGUUUGUAUUCUAAGAUGCACUUUUUAAGCUUGGAGGGCACUGUGGGGGUCCUGGGCCUCGGGUUCAGCAUCUGCCCAGGAUCCUGGCAACUUGGGGCCUGCUGGUGGGUCUGGGGGGUGAGUGUCAUGUAUUUUGCUGAAAACCUCAUUCAGGGAUCAGGCCCCUUGCAGAGCGUGGGGAGGAGGGGCUGCUGAUUGUGAGUGUUGUGAGCAGUCUGGACAAAGCAAACCCGGGCCUCCCUCUGGCGGUCUUCCUGGCAGAGGAGGCGGCCACAGCUGCUCGUCGCCUGCAGGGUGGGAGUGGAGGAGGGCUCUUCCAGUGGCAUCUGCCUGUCCUUGGGGUGCAGGGUGUUGCCCUCGCCACCCCCCUCCACCUCCUUGAAAACCAUUCUGAUGUCACAACUGAGCGUCUGUUCCGUUUCAGAUACCCAGGGCUGCGGCUCCACCUAGCACAGUUGCACAAUUCUGUAAACUCGGCCCGGCUGACCCUCGGCCAUCUGAAAUGGGCGUUUAAAUCCAGGUGACCUGUACUGGGCCCAGCAGCCAGGAGAGCAUGGAGGCUGCUGCCGAACCCCAGGCUGCUGUUCAGGGAACCCAGAGUAGUGCUGGUACCAAAAAUCAUGGUCUUAAAAACUCUUCAACAAUGUUGUCAUGUGAUGGAAUGGAAUUUGAGGUGCAUUGUUUAUAGUUGUGCUCUAUCUUUUAGGGGACGGUCCCACUGGACUCGGUACCCGCAGCCAGCAGAUAGCUACAGGCAUGUGCUGGCUGAGAAACGCACACCGUCCAGGGCACUCUCUGGGUGGAGGAAGGGGUGUCUCCAAGAAUAGGAAGUCCUUUCAGAAAGCAUCUGGUCUCCUCCCGUGCUCGUGUCCUCCGCUGGGGUGGGGGUUAGGUGCCCAUGAGGCCAUGUCUCUUGGCCCUGGAUUCCCUUUUCUGUGGCCUGUCCUGUGUCCUGGGUCUGCCGACCUUUGGGGAGAGCCGAGAAGCAGCUGCUUCUGCAGCCCUUGUAGGGCACAGCCUGGGAAGCUGUCCUGUUGGCCAACUUCUUCCCGGCGCUUUGUGCUGCCCCCAGCACGUCCAUCCCCAGUCCCUGGGGUCACAGUCACUCCAUUAUUCAGAGUUUUCAGAGCAAUAAAAGGUCCCGAGUCCCCAGCUCUCCCCAGAUCUGGGGUGUGGACUCCAUCGUGGGCUAGCCAGCCAGCUGCUCUCCUCCGCAUGGAACCAGAGGGCAGCCACUCCUGGGAGGUUGGGGGUGCUCACCGUGGCUCCUCAGGUUCACCUCCACGUGGGUCUGGACGUUGGGCGGGCCUGUCAAGGACAGCGGACGCCCACACCCGGAGCGGCAGCCGGCAGGUGGGGCCCCCCCCACAUCCUGCCCCUCGGGGCCGCCGCACUGUGUGA